AAAUGUCAGCUACAGCGUCCAAUAAACUGUCUGUUUGCAUUUAAUUUCUUUAACGUUUGCACAUUACUGCAAAAUAAAUUUUAUCCCUUUUUCCGUUAGUCCUUUUCUGGUAAGUUCGAAAGGAGAUUUGAACUGCGGAAACAAAACCUUUGACAAUGAAUUUUUCGAAGAAAGCGCGUGCGAGAUGUUGUGUUUUGUUUUGACAAAACUGUUUUCCUAUUGGUUAAUUUGUGGGUGACGUAAAUGCCAUUAUGACCAAAACAGAAACAACUCGCGCGUGACAGGAAAUUUAUGGGAGACAAAGUCGAUUUGCGGUGCCAACCGUGGCCUUUUCCUUCGCCAAUGUUUUUAUUAUGUAGGUGAUUUCGAUGGCAGGAUCCACGUUAGAAGAAGGAGCUCAGAAACACCAGAAGGUUUACAGCUUUUUGAAGCGCGUGCUGCCUCAAGACCGUUACGAAGGCAUUCGAGUGAUCGAACCAUGCGUUGUUGUUGCAGAUGGUUUUAAAAAGACUUUUCAAUUCGCUGUUCUCGGCGACGAAAUGCUUUACAUCACUGAAAAUCCUCCGAGGACCUCGAAAGAUAUCAGGCUAGGUGUGGAUUUAGCUUGCGUUACAUCUGUAAGGCUGAUUCAUGAUGUUGCAGAAUUUCUUGGAGGAGAUCUGAAGACCAAAAACCAACACAUUCUGAUAGUUUACAAAAAGAUUUUUAAGCAAAUGGGAUCAAGCCAAUCAAUAGCCAUUUCACCUUGUGAAAACAAUUCAGCAUUAAAGUUAGCUCUACAAUCAUCUUCCAUUCUCAGUACUUCUCCAGUUUUAAGAGUGGGUUCGACACCCCAAGUGGUAGGUAACCUUAAAUCUGAGACCUCUAUGGGACGUGUAGAAAGCCAGCCAGUCACAACGCAGCAUCUGUCAGUACAGACAAACAGACUUCAUUUAAGUGCCUCAGACCCUGAUCUCCGACUUCUGAGGCAUGAACGCAGCAGCAAAUUGUAUUCAGGGUCAGCUAGUAAUAUUGGAGCUGUUUCUGCAUCUCCUCGGAGCAGGCGACCCCUUCCGCCACCUCCUCCUGGUCAUGAAACAAUGAUCGUGCAGUCUAGCUCAAGCGCAAGACUGAGAUCAGGAAGUGUUGGUCAGCAACGAAGAAAGAAACUGUCAGCUUCACAGCAGAAAAGAACUAACAAUGACUAUGAUGAAUUAAAUUGUAGCUCUAGCAGUAGUGAACUUGAAAUUUCUUACCAGGAUUCAUCAACUAGUUUUAACAGACAAAAGUCAGUGGAUUCUAGUGGUCCAUAUGGGAGGGGUCGUUAUGGAAGUGACAGUAAUGGCUCUGUAGACAGUGGGGAAGAGUUGGACUAUAAUUCUGAUGAUGGAGGCAAUGAUUCUGCUGACAAGAAACUUGAAUUGAUGGAAAUGGACUUAUACAUCCUCUCAGAAAAAUCACCAAUGUAUAUGCAUCUUAAAAGCACCUGGAACAAUUGCAUUUUGGUAAGUUCUUUCUUUUUUCCAUUUUAGUAAGC
Molecule: messenger RNA, 1516 nt
Organism: Stylophora pistillata
Lineage: Eukaryota; Metazoa; Cnidaria; Anthozoa; Scleractinia; Pocilloporidae
Source: RefSeq, a predicted model, not a curated record